GUGCUGCUCACGGUGCAGCCGGAGUACUCCAUCACUGGGAGUACAGGAUAUGCUCUCGAAGCACUAGGUCUCAGCCUCUUUCUAGAGAACAACAAAACGGAGCAACUCGCAAAAAACUAAAAACUAAAACAGAGCAAAAGGAAGCGGUUGACCACCACAAUGAGCGGGCGGCUGCUCCUGCUCCUCCGCCUGAUCCUCUGCAUCGUACUUACCACAAGGCAGCUCGCUCUCGCCGGCGCAGCCUCCAGUUCCAAGGUGGUGACCAGCCUCCCGGGGUUCCAGGCCCCCCUCCCCUUCCACCUCGAGACCGGGUACGUGGAGGUGGACGAGGACAACGGCACCGAGCUGUUCUACUACUUCGUCGAGUCCGAGGCCGGCGGCGAGAAUGCCCCUUUCCUCCUCUGGCUCACCGGCGGCGACCACUGCUCCGUACUCAGCGGCCUCGCGUUCGAGAUCGGUCCAUUCAAGUUCGUCGUAGAGCCUUACAAUGGCACCAUACCGAGCCUGGAAAUCAAUCCCAACUCAUGGACCAAGGUGGCGCAUAUCCUCUUCGUUGAUUCGCCGGCCGGGGCAGGAUUUUCCUUUUCCAAACAACCCAAAGGCUACCAUGUUGGGGAAGUAUCUACCUCACUGCAGCUACAUGAUUUCCUCAUCAAGUGGAUUAGGGACCAUCCCAAGUUUUUAUCAAGUCCUCUCUACAUCGGGGGAGACUCGUAUGCUGGAAAAAUUGUACCAUUCAUCGCACAAAAGAUUUCCCAAGGUAAUGAAGUUGGAAGGAGACCCCUUCUUAAUCUCAAGGGCUAUCUAUUAGGUAACCCGGCAACAGGUGAAAGGAUCGACGAAAGCUCCAAAGUGCCUUUUGCUCACGGAUUUGGUAUAAUAUCAGAUCAAUUAUAUGAGACAAUAUUGGGUCAUUGUCAAGGGCAAGACUACAAGAAUCCUACAAACGUGCUGUGUGCUAAAGCUCUGGGUACUUUCCAUAGUCUCCUCUCCGAAGUUAUGUUGCCCCAUAUUUUGUGGGACAAAUGCGUUUAUUCAUCUGCUGGACCGCACGCGGAGACGGACGACUCGGCUGGUGCUGGCAGGAAGAUCUUAAGCGAGGAAGCAGCUGGAAUCAAAAUGGGGAAACGGCUGAAACAUCCGCCAGUUCGUCCUCCGCUUGACUGUAUUAACUACGCCCACUACCUGUCGUAUUUCUGGGCGAACGACGAGCGCACCCGGGACGCCCUCGGCGUCAAGGAGGGCACCGUGGACGAGUGGGUGAGGUGCCAAGAUGGCGGUGUCCCCUACACCAGGGACAUCGUGAGUACCAUCAAGUAUCACCGGAACGUCACGGCCAACGGCUACCGUGCGCUUGUAUACAGGUCCUCACAUUUUUGCCCUGUUACUACUGCAUACAGCUUAAAGAUGGAGUGUCAUUCUGAUAGGAUUUUGUUUGGUGUCCAUGGCAGCGGCGACCACGAUUCGGUGGUGCCACACCUGGGGACGCAGGCGUGGGUGAGAUCGCUCGGCUUCCCGAUCGUUGACGAGUGGAGGGCGUGGCAUCUCCAUGGCCAGUCUGCCGGAUUCACCGUAAGUUACACCAACAACAUGACAUUCGCGACCGUAAAGGGAGCCGGUCACACGGCCCCUGAGUAUGAGCCUGAGAAGUGCUUCGCCAUGUUCAGCCGUUGGAUCCUGAAUCAACCACUCUAAUCUAUUGUAUUUUGUAUUGUGAAAAGGAAAACCAUGUACAUGUAGAACCUUGUGCAUGUAGUUCCCCUUGAACAAACAUGCACAUCCAGGAUGUGUUGAUGAAAUAUGUGAGUUUGUGACUUUGCGUUCGACUCUCUCGCUAGUGUGCGGGUUGAAUAUCUGAUUCUUUUUGUGAGAAGCUGGUUUCUUGAGGUUUUGGCAAGAGACAUACGGUCCAGUCAUGUAUAUGGUAAUGUUCAGUCGUUUGAUAAAGCAUGCAGCUGCCAUUUUGCACCGUA
Messenger RNA from Aegilops tauschii subsp. strangulata, 1973 nucleotides. Lineage: Eukaryota; Viridiplantae; Streptophyta; Magnoliopsida; Poales; Poaceae. The record is from RefSeq and is a predicted model, not a curated record.